Messenger RNA from Pogoniulus pusillus (Red-fronted tinkerbird), 1341 nucleotides. RefSeq names its product cilia and flagella associated protein 73 (gene CFAP73). The transcript is spliced from 6 exons. NCBI's taxonomy places the organism in Eukaryota, Metazoa, Chordata, Aves, Piciformes, Lybiidae. The record is from RefSeq and is a predicted model, not a curated record. Bases 11 to 976 code for a protein of 321 amino acids. Gene Ontology annotation, biological process: spermatid development.
ACAGUGGCUGAUGUCCCAACCUGGGCUCUCCCCACCCAGAUACAACAAGUUCCACAUGAGCCAUGGCGGGACAGUGCCAGUGUGGGAUGGUGCCACGCUGCUGCCCUCCACACGCUUGCUGCUGAAGAGGAGGGAGGUGGCAGAGGUGGAGCGGGCACUGCAGAGCCAGCAGGAGGUAAGGGCAGCCCCCAAGCCCUUCCUGGGGCACGCUGUGGUCCUGCAGGAGUUUCAGCAAAGGAUGGAGCAACUGGCACAGCGCCGGCAGCAGCUAGGCCAGAGGGAGAAGCAGUACCAGGAUGUUGCUCUCAAAUAUGAUGCCUUCCUGAAGGCAAGGCAGGAGCAGGCUCUGCAGCACGCAGACAAGGAGCGGGCACAGGCGGCAGAGCAGGGUGCCAAGGCUGCCCGUCUGCUCCGGGAGCUGGAGGGGCUGCUGCAGCACAGGGACCGCCUGGCCCUGCGCCUGCAGAGCCUCCAGGGCUUCAGUGACUACCUGCAGGCCGUGCUGGCCAGGGCAGGGCAGUUCCAGGAUGUCCUGGCCCUGUUGGCCCAUUUCGAGGCACUGUCAAGGUCAUGGGCAACCCUGGCACGAGAGGCAGAAGGCGAGCAGGAGCAGCUGGCCGAGGGCUGGGCACAGCUCCAGCAGCACCAGGAGAAGGUUGACAACAAGCUCCUGAGCACCAGCAAUGAGGUGCCCCAACUCCAUGAAUGCCUGGAGGCUGCCCCCCAUGAUGUGAUCCAGAAGGAGCCCUGCUGGGCCCACGUCCAGAGCAUGGCACCUCAGAGGACCCUGCUGCUGCACCAGAUCAAGCUGGCAGUGCUGAACCUCUUCCAGCUCACCACCACCUGGCUCAAGGUCCCUGGGGACACAGCCCUGGAGGACACUGAAGCUCAGCUGGACACGGUGCUGCUUUGCAUGCAGGACCUGGCUGCCAUCUGCGCUGAGCUUUGCCCCAAGCAGCUGGAGCCACGUCCCUGAUGCUUGCCUGCUGCCACCAGCAUGGGCCCACAGGGGUACCAGAGUGCCCUCAAGCCAGGAGAAGCCCCUAGAGCCAAUCACCCACUCCUAGGCUGGGCCUCAGGACCACCCUGGGGAUGGAGGCUGCUCCUCACCACUGCUGAGAACCCCUACGACAAGAGGUGAUGUGGAUGGCAGUGGCAGAGAGGACACAGCGAGACGGUACCACACUGGCACAGGGGCAGAGCCUCAACCCCUGCAGUACCCUCCCGCAAAGGGCAGAGGCUGCCGUGUAGGAAGGGAGAACUACUGCCUGUUUUCAGGCUGUUGGCAUCUCCAAAGGUGUUUCCUGUCAAAAUAAACCCCUGCAGGACCUGGUUGCUUUA